Molecule: messenger RNA, 423 nt
Organism: Anisakis simplex (herring worm)
Lineage: Eukaryota; Metazoa; Nematoda; Chromadorea; Rhabditida; Anisakidae
Source: the annotation of a GenBank genome assembly
AUGAUCCAGAAAUUGGUUGUAUUAUUUUUCACGAUGAUUAUCGUUGAUUUCACUCAGUGUAGUGUGGAUGAAAGUGUGGAUGAGAGCGAUGUCUCGAAACGAUCUCGAAAUCCGUAUUCAUGGAUGAACAAUUUGAAAAGGACUGAUGCUCUGUAUCAGUGGCUACCAAAUUCAGAAAAUAGCAACUUCAAUGAAAUCGAGGCGGAAACUUCCGAUAAACGUGCUAUUAAAAAUCCGUAUUCGUGGCAGAACUACAAGGUUGUUAAUUUUGGCUUUUUAGCNCCGCGGGAGCCGUACUGGUGGAUGGGCUACGGUGAGAAGCGAGCACCGCUGAAUCCGUACUCGUGGAUGUACACUCUCCAGAAACGUUCAGCAUUCGGACGUGCACGCAAUCCAUAUUCGUGGCUGAACACAUCUCGGUGA